AUACAUCACUCCUUCGUUUCUUCUUUCUAACACACUUUGAGUCUUGAAGGUCAACAACGUCGAGAACAAUGGCAUCUCUUUGUGCUUCUUCUGCCAUCGCCGCCAUUUCUUCUCCAAGUUUCUUGGGUGGGAAGAAACUGAGGCUGAAGAAGAAGUUGACGGUUCCAGCUGUGUCCAGGCCGGAUGCGUCGGUGCGCGCCGUUGCAGCAGAUCCAGAGAGACCGAUCUGGUUCCCCGGAAGCACUCCUCCAGAGUGGCUCGACGGUAGCCUCCCCGGUGACUUCGGAUUUGAUCCUCUUGGUCUUUCAUCGGACCCAGACAGUCUAAAAUGGAACGUACAAGCAGAGCUAGUCCACUGCCGAUGGGCUAUGCUAGGAGCCGCCGGGAUAUUCAUCCCUGAGUUUCUAACGAAGAUCGGAAUCCUCAACACUCCGUCGUGGUACACGGCGGGAGAGCAGGAGUAUUUCACGGACAAAACCACACUCUUCGUCGUUGAGCUGAUCUUGAUCGGAUGGGCCGAAGGACGUAGAUGGGCAGAUAUCAUCAAGCCCGGUAGCGUGAACACAGACCCAGUCUUCCCAAACAACAAACUGACGGGCACAGACGUUGGUUACCCGGGUGGGUUAUGGUUCGACCCGUUGGGUUGGGGAUCCGGUAGCCCGGCUAAACUCAAGGAGUUGAGGACCAAGGAGAUCAAGAACGGAAGGUUGGCUAUGUUGGCAGUGAUGGGUGCUUGGUUCCAACACAUCUACACCGGCACUGGUCCUAUUGAUAACCUUUUUGCACAUCUUGCUGAUCCUGGUCACGCCACAAUCUUCGCUGCUUUCACACCCAAGUGAGACAACAAAAAAGGGUCGUGGGAGGGACGAGAAUGCGUUUGUGUGAUCAUGUUUGUACAAAUAUCGUUUUUGAACUUCAAAUAUUAUGUAUUUAUAUAAAUUGUGGUCGAAUGCAAAUUAGGGUUUACCGUAACAUGCUCUUGUCCUGACUCAAUAAUGCUCAUAAGGUUGCUUUUACGUUGUCAGUCGGA
Molecule: messenger RNA, 1030 nt
Organism: Capsella rubella
Lineage: Eukaryota; Viridiplantae; Streptophyta; Magnoliopsida; Brassicales; Brassicaceae
Product: photosystem I chlorophyll a/b-binding protein 2, chloroplastic
Exons: 4
Coding region: 69-839 (256 amino acids)
Biological process (GO): response to light stimulus; photosynthesis, light harvesting in photosystem I
Cellular component (GO): membrane
Source: RefSeq, a predicted model, not a curated record